Rhincodon typus (whale shark) is the source of this 1649-nucleotide messenger RNA. Its product is annotated as 15-hydroxyprostaglandin dehydrogenase. Gene Ontology annotation, cellular component: cytoplasm. The record is from RefSeq and is a predicted model, not a curated record. The coding region runs from base 111 to 791 and encodes 226 amino acids. Gene Ontology annotation, molecular function: oxidoreductase activity, acting on the CH-OH group of donors, NAD or NADP as acceptor. The transcript is spliced from 7 exons. NCBI's taxonomy places the organism in Eukaryota, Metazoa, Chordata, Chondrichthyes, Orectolobiformes, Rhincodontidae.
UUGCAGUGUUGGUCAUUAGGCAGCAAGAAGUUCCUUGUCAGUGCGAGAGCAGGUAGGAGCAGGGCAAGCUCCCAGCUGGAAAAUCUGAGCAGUGCAGCACCGCCAGUGAGAUGAUCCUGAAGAACUGUGUGGGUUUGAUAACGGGCGCGUCACAGGGGCUGGGAAAGGCGUUCGCUGAAUCUCUCUUAAAGAAAGGCGCACAGGUGGUUAUAUGCGAUAUCAACCAGGCACAAGGUGAAAUUACUAAAGCAGAGUUUGACUUGAGAUAUGGACCUGGAAGAACUGCCCUUAUCACCUGCGAUGUCACAUCAUUGCCCCAGCUGAAAGAUGUUUUUAGUGAAACGGUGCAGACGUUUGGAAGACUAGAUGUACUGUGCAAUAAUGCUGGAAUAAACAAUGAAAAUUCCUGGGAAAGGACCAUUUCUGUCAACCUGGUGGCAUUGAUACAAGCAAGUUACCUGGCUUUGGACCAUAUGAGGUGUGACCGUGGUGGGAAAGGUGGGAGUAUUAUCAACGUGGCUUCCAUGUCAGGUUUUAUACCAGCAGCACAUGCUCCAGUCUACACAGCUUCAAAGCAUGGAGUGCUUGGUUUUACCAGAUCUCUUGCAGAAGCUUCCAGCUUUGGAAAUUAUGGGGUACGAAUAAAUGCACUGUGCCCAAGCUUUGUCAACACUGAAAUUCUUGAGACUGUAAACCAUGAAGAAAAUCUCGGAAUUUUUUAUCAGUUCAAGGACAAUGCCAAGAAUUUAAUGCAGGUCUUUGGAGUGCUGGACAUCUCAAACAACACUUAGCAAUAAAGUAUAUUGGAGAAACAUCAUUCUUCGAGAUCUCAAAGAAGUCAACCAGCUUUGCUGCUGAUGAGGAUACAAGACAUUUAAACAGCCUUAGUCUCAAAUUAAAUUGAACACCUCAAGGAGACUACCUACCUUUUGAUCAGUAUAUUCUGAUCUUCCUUUUUGUGCUAGAUGCUCUCCCAUUUAAAUUAUACAUGUAUGUUUGCAUUCAUAUGCUUUUAUUGUGUACUAUCACUUUUCACUGGGCUAGUAAAUAAUAAAAUCUCUUUUCCAUUCACUCAAGAAACCUUGCAAUUGGCUUCUUCAGUUUAAACCAGCAAGCUACAUUGCGAUAUUAGUCUUGGGCUAAAAAAGAAAUAAAAUCCUCGUCAUGGCUAACAAAGUAACUGUAAUCACAAGCUUAAAAAGGAAUGUAUCUGUGGAUUAUUUUUAAAACAUUAUUUUCUACCGAACUACUCUUUCCUCCCAUCUCUGUUCUUGUUUUGUUUUUUUCCAAUCUUCCAGCAUUUGUUGCAAUUCUCAUAUCCCAAGAACAUGGUAUCAAGACUUUGGUUUUGGGCCCACAUGAACAAUAUUGACCUCUCAGGGCUUGACUUCACGUCCUGUCUGUUGUUUUACUUUCAGCCAAUUGAGGCCUAAGGAUUGACAUGACUCCUGACUACUACAGUGAGGUGAAGUUAACACUUCAGCCUGAUCAGACCUGCUGCGGGGAAUUUGUUCUACGACGUUCAAAAUGUUAAGAAAACUAAGAUGAAACAAGUCUUUUUUUGUAUUAGAUCUAAUAUCAUAGAAAUCUUAGAAUAAUAAUGAUGAAAAAUACACUGAGAAAUAAAAGGAGAGGUGGUGUCAUGGUAA